GCAUGAUGUAACACUUGAUUACAAUAUAGCUAGAGUAUGUACAUAUCUUGCAAUUAUUAUUUUUCCUGUUAGGCUUUUCUUGUCUUUGUUUAGCCAACAACAAAGUUAAUCUAUUUAUCAGUAGUGCAACUCAAGGUAAAGACAGAUACAAUGAUAUACUCCUAGGUGUUAUGUAAAAAGAUCCUCCUGAUCCUGCUGACCCCCUUAAGUCACCAGUUGGUACAGGCCACAGUGCCAUAGCCCACUCAUUCCCUUAACACACACACACACACACACAUACACAUUUGCUUAAGCUUUGCAGCUCCUUAUAACCCUACUUAGCCAAUGUGACAGAAUGAACCAGAAAGUGUGCGGGUCUGAAUGUGUGUGUGAGACAGAGAGAGGCAGCUGAGAUGAGAGUGUGAAGCAGUGAGAGGGAAAACCUAGAGAAAAAAAAAGAAAAGCAGCAAAUCAGAGAGGGGGUGGGGGGAAGUCAGCGAUCACAGCAAACAGGCAGAGCAAAGGAGAAGAAAGAGAGGAGAGAUAAGGGAUAACGUGAGUGUAUUAUCGUUGAUAGUCCUGGAACCAAAGUCAAGAGAUGCAAUGACUAGAUGACCAUCCACUACACACACUAGCAACCUGUCCUGGAGCCUUGACAGGAAGGAACAAGAGAAAUCCACGGACGGUCAAAGGUAAACACUGCUCAGCCAGUACUACGUCACUGGAUCAUGUCGUCUACUGGGUCAAUGAACCACAACAAGCGUCUGGCAUCUGAAACAGACAACUCUCAGAGAAUGCUUGACAAUGAUGCUGCUCAGCACCUGAAGCUCAAGGAGAGGCAACGCUUUUUUGAAGAGGUCUACCAGCAUGACAUGGACAACUACCUGCCCUCUGCACACUUACAGAUUGAUUGCAGGAAACCCCCCAUGGGUAGCAUCUCAUCUAUGGAGGUAAACGUGGAUGUCCUGGAGAGCAUGGAUCUGAUGGACAUUUCAGAUCAGGAAGCCCUUGAUGUGUUCCUUAACUCAGGCGCAGGAGCAGAUGAAGGAGCACUCGCAUCUCCACUCCCAGAAGGUGAAGAUGAGGAUCAAGAUGAGGAUGAAACGGCAGAGGUUGUCUACAGGGAGCGUGCACCUCUGCAACGACAAAGCGAAGUAUACCGCAGCUCACAGUCUCGCAUCUCUUCUACAUCAUCUGGUUCCAGUGACACCAGCGCGGGUGGAGAUGACACCCCUGUGAUCCAGUCCGAUGAUGAAGAAGUGCAUGCUGACACUCUGCUACUGACCUCUGUUCCCCAAACAAGGGAUGAAGAAACAGAGGAGGAAGAUGAUGAGGAAAGAAGCCUUGUACACAAUUAACAGAAAACUGACUUUUGAUUCUGUUAAGCCUGAUUUCUCUCUCUCUCUCUCUCUCUCUCUCUCUGAAUAUUUACAUUUAUUUAUGAUGGGCUGAUAAAAAACCUGCAUGGAUGAACUGGUUUAAAAUUUGCUGUGUCUUUUGAACGUUGGAAUGACUACCAUGGAAUAUAUUGUUCACAGCUAGUACCUUUUAUUGUGGAGUUUCUUUGUGGAGAUCUGUGCAAGUUCUGUGCAAGAAUGCUCAACGGAAGACAUUCCUAGAGGGUAGUGCCAAAAGCUGUCUACACCAAUUAUAUGUGUCAUUCCAUUCUCCUGCACUAACAUGUUCUGACAUCAAGCAAGUUUAGUUCACAUGUAUUCCCGAAGCAGCUGAAAAGAAACCUCUCAUAUUUCAUCAUGAGAAGAACAAGAGUAAGGAAAUUAUGUUUUUCUAAAUCAAACAGAAAAAAAAAAAAAAAAAAAACAGGGGCAAAUGUAUGACCUUUAAAGACACACUACAUAACUUUCUAACUUUAAAACUGCAUUUCAGACUCAUUUGAUGGCGCGUGUGGCAUCUAUUAUGUGCAUUUCUGGAGCCGAUGCUGCCCAGCAGUGUCCCAUGCCUGAGAAACCAGACAACCCAGCUGAGUUUCGCUCUAUUGCGUUACAUGCUAGUAAGUGAAUAUAAACCCACCGGCUGUUUUGAACACACACCGUGUCAGAUUCAGGAAAGAAAUCCAAUAACUAAUAAUAGGAGGAGAUGAAAAGAAAGAGCGAGAGCAAGUGAUGAGAAUCAACAUAAGUUUUACUGGCUGGAGAUAGUUUGCAGUGCAGGAAGGAUGCAAGAUGAAUGCCAAAUUAGCCGUAGGUAGUGGGCGCAUCACUGAGAAAAUCUGCAAAAGUUCUGUAGUAAAUCUUUAAAUAAUGAUUUAAAUUUUAUAAACAGCCCUGAUUUAGAAAAGCUGGGAAUUUUUUUCAGGUUAAACAAACAACAGCAACAACAACAACAACAAAAAAAAAACAUGUAAACUUAAAAGUUUGCUGUGAAUGUUUUAAUGUUCUGAAAAAAGUGUGAUUAUACAAAUGAAUGAUGUGUUGUAAAACAUAGAAAAAAGCAAUAUGGCUUGUUAAAAAAAUGAAUAAAAGAAAUUAGCAGCAACUGAAAAAUAAAAAGUGACAGUAAUGUUUCCUAGUAGAAAAUAGUUAAAAAAAAAAAACAAGAAAAAAGAAUCCUAUAAAGUACAUAAUUUAAUGUAAAGGUCAGAGAAUCCAGAGAACUCCUAAUGAGUAAGAGUUUAUGACAACUCUUAAAAGUGCUACAUUUUAACAGCUGUAAUGUUUGCAAAUAAAUAUUGAGCUUAAAUGUGUUUUGGGCCUGAUGUUUAGCUCAUCUGGUUGAGCGGCCAUCCCAUGUACAGAGGCUACAGCUCCUCCACACAGACACCCCCGCUCUUUGCUGCAUGUCAUUCCUCGCUCUCUUUGACUCCCCUUUUCUGUUAAGCUCCUAUGAAAUAAAGGACACUACAGCCCAAAAAGCGUCUGCCAAAUGACUGUAGAAUAUCAGUUAGCACACCCUCCUGUGAACACUGUCUCCAUUGUGUGACUCACUUUAAAUUGCAGUGAACUUUUAAGUCUGUUGUUUUGUGUCUUCAUUGUUUGCAUUUUUUAGGAUGUCCUCUCUGUUAAAAGCAUAAAAACUUCAAACUGAAAGCCAGUGGCCUCAGGGCUGAUCUGACAGGACAGAUUAAAACGCAAAUAUGGGUAAAUUGCAGGAGUCAUCAAACAUGUAAUAACAAAAUGUCAGUUCAUGACAGCUGAGUCACAGUGAGUAAAGCUCCUUAAAGGCUGCAUUUCUUAUUGUUUGUCAUAAAUCUCUGCUGUGUGCACGUUGAAGUUAUUGUCGGUAUCAUUAAUGGAACUGUAUUUGUUGUUGCAUGCCAUUAUGUUCGUGGUACAAUGUUCUCAAUACUGUUACUAGUAUCACAUUUUUGGACUAGCAGGCAGGAUCUCUCCGGAAAUGAAAGUUGAGAACUGUAUAUGUAUGAGUUUGUGGAGCGUGAAUGGCCGAGAUGAUGUACUUUUUGUGUGUACGUGUUAUCUAAUUUUGUUUACCUGAUUGUAUGGAGGUGAGAAUGACUGAGCAGCUGUGCAGACUUCCCAGGAUAACCCUAGUGUUGCUUUUACAACAACCUAUUUACAGUUAAUAAUAAGUUAAAUCUUUUUCACAUUCAAACCUUUUCCAAGACACACACACACGCACACACACAAAUAAAUAAAACAAACGGUAAACCUGUUGAAUGUA
This is a messenger RNA of Melanotaenia boesemani (Boeseman's rainbowfish), 3618 nucleotides long. RefSeq names its product dysbindin-like. Bases 708 to 1337 code for a protein of 209 amino acids. The transcript has 4 exons. NCBI's taxonomy places the organism in Eukaryota, Metazoa, Chordata, Actinopteri, Atheriniformes, Melanotaeniidae. Gene Ontology annotation, biological process: negative regulation of protein kinase activity. The record is from RefSeq and is a predicted model, not a curated record. Gene Ontology annotation, cellular component: cytoplasm.